Carica papaya (papaya) is the source of this 2435-nucleotide messenger RNA. RefSeq names its product auxin response factor 2A-like. The record is from RefSeq and is a predicted model, not a curated record. NCBI's taxonomy places the organism in Eukaryota, Viridiplantae, Streptophyta, Magnoliopsida, Brassicales, Caricaceae. Gene Ontology annotation, molecular function: DNA binding. Gene Ontology annotation, biological process: regulation of DNA-templated transcription; response to hormone. Gene Ontology annotation, cellular component: nucleus.
CGAGUCACCUCCCUUGUUUUCUCUUUCGUCAUCUUCUUCUUCUUCCUUGCUCUUAUAUGCUUGGUAUUCCCCUCUGGGUCUCUCUCAUUCUCUUCAUACUCUCUGUUCUCCCUGGUAUAUUUUUUCUCAAUCUUGUGUUUUCGCUUUCUGGUUUUCAUUUCUGAGAGAGAUGGGUCGUGAUCAGAGGGAGGGGGUGAGGAUUGCUCAGACCAGAAAAGCUGUGGAUGUCCAUGGCGGGAAUCAAGGCGGUCAUGAAAGUGACCUAUUCAAUGAACUGUGGCAUGCAUGUGCUGGUCCUCUUGUUUACGUUCCCCGGGAUGGAGAGAAGGUUUUCUAUUUCCCUCAAGGUCAUAUUGAACAGAUUGAGGCAUACACAAAUCAAAGUGGUGAAGUGGAAAUGCCCAUCUACAAUUUGCCCCCAAAGAUUCUCUGCAAGGUUGUGUAUGUUCGCUUAGAGGCUGAAAUCACCACAGAUGAGGUGUUUGCACAUAUUACUUUGCUUCCACUGAGAGAGCAAGAUGGGUCAAUUUUGGAGAAUGGAUGUUCCCUACCUGUGCCUCGUACAUCUCACUCAAGUUUCUUUAUCAAGAAACUUACUCCAUCUGAUACGAGCACCCAUGGCGGAUUCUCAGUCCCAAAACGUCAUGCUGAAGACUGCCUUCCACCUCUGGACUUGGCUCAGCAACCCCCAGUUCAGGACUUGGUUGCCACAGAUUUGCAUGGGGAUCAGUGGCACUUUCGCCAUAUAUUUCGUGGUCAGCCGAAACGCCAUUUGCUCACAAGUGGCUGGAGUACAUUUGUUUCUUCAAAGAAGCUUGUUGCUGGGGAUGCAUGCAUCUUUCUCAGGGGACAAAAUGGAGAACUUCGUGUUGGAGUUCGUUGUGGAGCAAAACUACACAAUAAUGCAGCAGCAACCGUUCUAUCUGCCCACAGCAUGCAGCACGGAAUACUUGCAAGUGCAUACCAUGCAGUUUGCACUGGAAGUAUGUUUAGUGUCUACUACCAUCCUUGGACAAGCCCUGCCGAAUUCAUCAUUCCCUAUGAUAAAUACAUGAGGACAACUGAAAUUGAAUAUUCUCUUGGAGCGAGAUUCAAAAUGAUAUUUGAAGCUGAAGAAGGUGGAGAGCAGAGACUUGCAGGCACUGUAGUUGGUAAUGAAGAUAUUGAUCAUAUUAGGUGGCCUAACUCGGAUUGGAGAUGCCUUAAAGUGAAGUGGGAUAUCAAAUCAGAUAGACUACCCUGCCCAGAGAGACUUUCUCCUUGGAGCAUAGAGCUUAUGGAAUGCAACAGGAAGAAGAAAACUUCUGUUCAACACCUGCAAAAGAGGGCUCGUGUUCAUAGUUUAUCAAUUCCAGGAGUUUCCAGCAUGGUCCAAGAUGGCUUGUUUCGAAAUGCAGUUAAGCAUUUUCCUCAUUUAGGGGUCUUGCAAGGUCAAGAAAGUAAGGGCAAGGGCAUCAUCAUUGAAACAGAUGCUCCAGGAAUGCGACCCAGAAAGAAUCCUGGUUGGAAACCAACACAACCAGAACUCGAGGAUCAUCUGGCCUUUGCAAUGGAUGAUCCAUUUGAUAAAUGUCACAUUAGCUCAAUUCUAUUCUCUGGUGGAAAUAUUGGAAGUUCAAUUCCAAAGGGUUGCCCUUCAGCCCAUGCUGUGCAGAACAAAGCUAAAGGUAAACAAAUCUUAUCAGUUCCAAAUGUCAACUUCUCCAAUUCUGAAUCUUCAGACCGGAGGGCUUUGGAACUGAGGGACCAAAAUGAUGCUCCCCCAAUGCAACAAAGUUGCCUGGGUGGAUACAAACUUUUUGGAGUCAAUUUGUUCAAUAGUCCACCAGAGCUCCCUUCACCCCAAGUUGCCAAUUCCAGUGAUUUUGAAUGUUUUUCUUAUGUUCCACCAACAUCCCAGUCAAGUAUUUCUGGAACUAAAAGGGUCACAGACCCAUCAAACAGCCUAUCUGGCAGCCUCUCAAAAAAGAAAUGCAACACUUUCUGCUCCGUCACUAAUCGGAGUUGCACCAAGGUCCUCAAGUAUGGAACUGCCCUUGGAAGAUCAAUUGACCUCACAAAAUUUAAUGGGUAUGAAGAACUUGUUUGCACGCUUGACCAGAUGUUUGACUUCAAAGGAAGCUUGAUGGAUGGGACUAGUGGUUGGCAUGUAGCCUACACAGAUGAUGAAGGAGACAUGAUGCUGAUGGGUGAUUAUCCAUGGCAGGGAUUCCAGGGCAUGGUGAGGAAGAUGUUCAUCUGUCCUAAGGAAGAUCCAGAAAACUGAAUCCCAAGCUCAGUGAGAACUUCCUCUGCAAUCUGACUGUGUUAAGGUUGUAUUGCUGAGAGAUGUUGGUUGAAGCUAUGGCAGUUGAAGUUGCUUUAAAUAAAGCUUUUGUGUUGUUUUCAGUAAUCUUGCUGUUUAUAUCUAUCCCUUUUACUGGGAGUUCAAACAA